Molecule: messenger RNA, 891 nt
Organism: Dothidotthia symphoricarpi CBS 119687
Lineage: Eukaryota; Fungi; Ascomycota; Dothideomycetes; Pleosporales; Dothidotthiaceae
Exons: 24
Coding region: 1-891 (296 amino acids)
Source: RefSeq, a predicted model, not a curated record
AUGUCUAAGUCUAUAUAUAAAGCCUCUCUCUAUAGGUAUUAUUUUCUUUACGCUGUAGAGUUAAUAGUAAGGUAUCUAACUAAGGUUAUUAAUAAAGACGUAGGAUUCUUAACCUUUAACCUUAUAUAUAUACUUAGUAACUAUAUAAUAUAUUACGUACCUAUAAUAAUAUUAGUAGUACCUAUAGCUAAUACUUACUUUAUAACUAGUAUAUAUAACUAUAUAAGCUCUAUUCUACUAUUAGUAAAAAAGACCUCUUUAACUAAGCCUUUUAGUAGGCGUAAUUAUAACUUACUAUAUUUUAUCUACCUUACUCUUAUUACUCCUAUUCUAAAGAGCUACUAUAACUAUAAUAUACUUUUCUACCCUAGUAAUAGGUUAUUUAUACUUACUUUAAUUAUUACGCUAAUAAAUACUUUUUAUUACUAUAAAGCCUACUUAAUAAAUACCUCUACUACUUUAUAUAAAAAAAGAAAGUUAAGCUUAACCUAUUACUUUUAUUACUAUACUAGGAUAAGAGGUAUCUAUCCUUUAAUAUGUUAUUAUAUCUCUACUCUUAGUAGAUAUAAGGGGAUAAAACUACUUAAAACUAUAUCUCCUUUAGCUAUAAAGAAAAAGUUAAAUAAAGAAGAAGAAAAGUAUAUUUCUAAUAAUACUCUUAGAAGCUUAGUAAAAGGUAUAAAUAAGAAAGAAGCUAGUAUAGAGAUAGUAGUUAUCUUAGUUAAGAAAGAUAUAAGUAGAAAUAAGCUCCUAAGUAUAAAAAAGAAAGAUAUAGAAAGAGAUAUAGAAAAAGAUAUAGAGAGAAAUAAUAGGUAUAGAAGAAGAAAAGUAUCCUUAAGAACUAGAAUAUAUUAUAAGUUACUAGAAGAGUAUAGUAUAUUCUACUAUUAG